This is a messenger RNA of Solea solea (common sole), 1491 nucleotides long. RefSeq names its product O-sialoglycoprotein endopeptidase (gene osgep). NCBI's taxonomy places the organism in Eukaryota, Metazoa, Chordata, Actinopteri, Pleuronectiformes, Soleidae. The transcript has 12 exons. The record is from RefSeq and is a predicted model, not a curated record. The coding region runs from base 154 to 1161 and encodes 335 amino acids. Gene Ontology annotation, cellular component: cytoplasm; EKC/KEOPS complex. Gene Ontology annotation, biological process: tRNA threonylcarbamoyladenosine modification.
CACUGUACAGCAAUGUUGGGGUCCUCCGAGACUUAUUUAGAACAUUUGGGUUGCUGUAAUUAACUCUGUUGGUAAAACAAGUGGUUUCAUAGAUUAACCGACUCGAAUUGCGACUAAUGCGUAUUACCGUGGGAAACUGAAAAGCGAGCUGCAAUGACUGUAGUAAUUGGGUUUGAAGGCAGUGCCAAUAAGAUUGGUAUAGGAAUCAUUAGAGAUGGUGAAGUUCUUUCCAAUCCUCGACGAACUUACAUCACUCCCCCAGGUCAAGGAUUCAUGCCGAGCGACACAGCCAGGCAUCACCGUGCUGUCAUACUGACUGUCCUGAAGGAGGCUCUGGAUCAAGCUGGGCUAAAGCCUGCAGACAUUGAUUGUGUGGCUUACACCAAAGGUCCUGGUAUGGGUGCCCCCUUAGUAACGACGGCUCUGGUGGCUCGUACAGUUGCACAGCUUUGGGGAAAGCCGCUCCUUGGUGUGAACCACUGUAUCGGACAUAUAGAGAUGGGUCGACUCAUCACCAAAGCCAACAACCCCACUGUGCUGUAUGUUAGUGGGGGGAACACACAGGUUAUUGCAUACUCGGAGCGACGGUAUAGAAUAUUUGGGGAGACCAUUGACAUUGCAGUUGGGAACUGUUUGGAUAGGUUUGCCAGAGUUAUAAAGAUUUCUAAUGACCCCAGUCCAGGUUACAACAUAGAGCAGAUGGCCAAGAAAGGGAGUCAGUAUGUGGAGUUGCCAUAUACAGUUAAAGGAAUGGAUGUCUCAUUUUCUGGGAUCUUAUCCUACAUUGAGGAGGCUGCUCAUAAGAUGCUGAGCUCUGGUCAGUGUACAGCAGAGGACCUGUGUUUCUCACUUCAGGAGACAUUAUUCUCCAUGCUGGUCGAGAUCACAGAGAGGGCGAUGGCUCACUGCGGCUCCCAGGAGGUCCUCAUCGUUGGGGGUGUUGGCUGUAACCUGAGGCUACAGGAGAUGAUGGAGGUGAUGUGUAAGGAGAGAGGAGCCAAGCUGUUUGCCACAGAUGAACGUUUCUGUAUAGACAAUGGUGCCAUGAUUGCUCAAGCUGGUUGGGAGAUGUUCAGAUCUGGUCAGGUGACACAACUGGAGGAAUCAUGGAUAACACAAAGGUUCAGAACUGAUGAAGUGGAGGUGACGUGGCGAGACUGACAUAAUGGCUUCGAGCUAGAAGAAAAAAAGGACCCCUCAACUGUGCUGCAUUUGGCCUUUUCAUAACCAGAUAUUUGAUUUGGUAUAGUCAUAAGUCCUGCAAGAUUAACAGUACUGGAGGUUUAUUGUGGGAGUCUUGUUUACAUUAAUUUUACAAGCUUCCUUUAGGGGUGAGGGGCCAAGCUGAAACUGAAGAGCAUAUUCUGAGAUUAUGUUUACUCACCUUUGCUAAACACCGUUUAAGAAACAUGAACAGAAACUAUUUUUGACUUUCAGCCUGUACAGACGCAAUUAAGAUUUCACACAUUCAAAUAAAAGGAUGAUGGACAA